ACAAACGACAUGGACAACUACUCCAGCGAGGAGGUGGACACGUGGAUCUCGCAGUUCUGCUCGAUGUUCGGGCACGACUACUUCGUCGAGGUGACGCCCGAGUUCAUCGAGGACGACUUCAACUUGACGGGCUUGAGCUCGAUAGUGCCCUACUACAAGCAGGCGCUGGACGUGAUUCUGGACCUCGAGCCGGAGACGGCGGUGCAGCCGACAGACAUCCCGCUCGUGGAGCACGCGGCAGAGCUCUUGUACGGGCUGAUCCACGCGAGGUUCAUCCUCACGAAGCAGGGCUUGCACGCGAUGGCAGAGAAGUACGAGGAGAACUGCUUCGGCUCGUGCCCGAGGUACUACUGCGACGGGAUGCACCUGAUCCCUAUCGGGCGCUUCGACUCGCCCGGGAUCGAGACGGUCCGCCUCUACUGCCCGAACUGCAACGACAUCUAUCUCCCCAGCUCGUCGAGGUACCUCAACAUCGACGGCGCCUUCUUCGGGACCAGCUUUGUGGGCCUCUUCAUGAAGAUGUUCCCCGAGAUCGACCGCCAGACGAAGCAGCGGACCCGGGACCAGUUCCAGCUCAAGCUCUUUGGCUUCCGAUUGAACGAGGCGGCGCCGUGCGGGCCCCGCAUGAGGUGGCUCCGCUGCUGGCCCUCGUCCAAGACAGACAUGGUGGAGUACAAGAAGUGCGAGUUCGAGAUCCCA
Pichia membranifaciens NRRL Y-2026 is the source of this 699-nucleotide messenger RNA. RefSeq lists its product as hypothetical. Gene Ontology annotation, cellular component: protein kinase CK2 complex; cytoplasm. The transcript has a single exon. The annotation marks the transcript as partial. Lineage: Eukaryota; Fungi; Ascomycota; Pichiomycetes; Pichiales; Pichiaceae. Gene Ontology annotation, molecular function: protein kinase regulator activity. The record is from RefSeq and is a predicted model, not a curated record.